AUGAGAUCAACUAACAAAAGGGUCAACUGUGAGACCGUAGACUUGGAAUCACUACUCAAUUUUACCUCUGUGGCAACAGGAUUCAUUAAUUCCGUUCUCAAGAAACCAUUGAAAUCGAAACGAAAAGUGAACCAUCGAAAAUUUCUACAAAAGCAGCUUGGCGCACAUUCUCAUUAUAAGAGCAUUUUUAUCAACAAUAGUGAAGAAACUCAGAAUUCCAACAGAUAUGUCUAUAAUGUGAACACGACUGAACUGUCUGAGCCAAGAGCUGCAGUGAAGAUUAGAAACACUGAUGGCUCAGCAGAAAAAUCAUUAGAGAAACUCUUCAAUCCAAAUUUUUGGGGGAAGGCACCUUCUCAAGAACAGAAAAGAUCAAUCAACUCAUUGCGCAAUCGAUUGUUACCAGAAUCAUUUUGGAAAGAACCAGUAAAGAACUCCUGUUCAUUUCAGUUACAUCGAGAUCAUAUACAAACCAGAGAUUGCGGCGAAGUCGACGCUUUUGAAUUACUAGGAGUUGAAUUUGAUGAAUUAUUAGAAAAACUAUCAGAAGAUUCUGAUGUGCUGUCAACAUCCUCAGGUGCAUGUCUAUCUGAUUCAUCAUCUCUUUCUGAACUAGAUACUACAGUAACACCCGAUGUUUCAAGAAAUAUUUCCAAGUCAGUGUAUGAUCAGAUUUGGAGCCUUUCAACUGACAUUGUGAAUUUUACACAAUCGGAAGAAAGGUACUUCUUUUAA
This is a messenger RNA of Paramuricea clavata, 735 nucleotides long. Lineage: Eukaryota; Metazoa; Cnidaria; Anthozoa; Malacalcyonacea; Plexauridae. The record is from the annotation of a GenBank genome assembly.